ACACAAUGUCGGUGGCACAUCAUCAUGUAUAUGUACAUAUGUUUGCCGUACUACUGUCAAAGACACGUUGAAAGGUACCGUCAUUAAUGAUUAAAAAUUUUCAAUAACUGAUAACACGGUUGGAAAAUCGAUAGAGAUAAGAAUUUUAUAAUCAUAAAACGUUUAUAAGUUCUCAACUAAAUGAAAGGAAAAGUUUGACAUUUAAGAACUCUGAAUCAUCUUCGAACAAUUACAAUAAUCGAAUGAUGGAAGAUUUAAUUAUUGCACCGGAUCAACAUAUAGAGGUUCAACCUGAAGCUACGACUAGCAGACAAAAUGAUGAGGCGAUUGAUCCUUCAUCACUUCUGCUACAUCAAGCAGCCAAGAAACGUUUUUAUACACAGCAUACUCAACAUUUACCUUCAAGAAGUCUUUUAUUAUUUUUGAACAAUGGAAAAACUUCAAAAGCCCAAUUAGUUAAAACUUAUAAAUCAUUACCAAGAACGAAAAAAAACAAUAGUCAAGUUCACAGUGAAGAUCAUGUUGAUUCUAUUGUGAGUCAUAUAAAAUUACAAGAAGAUUUGAUGCAAGAUGAUCCUAUGUCUGAAAUGCGACGUAUAGAAGCAUUAAAAGGUAUUCCUGAAUGUUUAACAGUGAAAAGAUCCGUCAAGGAUAAAUUAAAUAAUUCUAUAAAUCAAGAUUCAAAGAAAAAAGUUCUGAGUCAAUGGAAAAGAUUUCGAUAUACGACAAGUAUAUUUUUUAUAAAAAUGUUUAUUACUCUGAAAGACUUUUUGUCGUCUAUUGAAUUAUGGUAUAGUGCAAUUAAAUCAAUUGAAGGGAAUUUUGGAAGUGGAGUAGCAACGUAUUUUAAAUUUUUGAGAUGGUUAUUUCUUUUAAACUGUAUGAACUGCCUUUUAAGUAUUCUUUUUAUUAUUCUCCCUCAAUCAUUAGUCAAAGCUUAUUCUUAUGACACUGAAUUUAACUUCGGCGAUAUAUUUAUAGGAAAAGGUUUUUUAGAGAAUACAAUUUUAUAUUACGGAUUUUAUUCCAAUGUUAGUGCAGAGUACAUAGUUGGAUAUAAGUACGACAUACCAUCAGCAUAUUUUCUAACUAUGACAUGUUGUUAUUUAUUGUCAUUUAUUCUUCUUUCGAUAAAGGUUGCACGGUCAUAUAAAAAAUGUUAUAUAGAAACGUCCGGUGGAAUUCGUAAUACAUAUGCUACCAAAAUAUUUUGUAGUUGGGAUCAUAAUAUUUCUUCCAGUAAAGCUGCUAGUUUACGCUCAGCAUCUAUAUAUAGAGAAUUAAAAGAACUUCUUGCUGAAACAAAAUCAUCAUCAAAUUCACUAUUUACUUUAAAAAAAUGUUCCAAACUCUUUAUUGAUUUUUUAUCAGUUUGUUUGGUGAUUUUGGCCAUUACUGCCACUGGAAUGUUAUUAUGGAAUUUAUUAGAAUUACAUAAACCAUCUCGAGAAGCGGAUCCUUCUUCAUAUUUAACUAUACCUCUGAUUGUGACAAUAAUUAUGACUGUUUUUCCAUUAUUUCUAUCACGAUUAGCAAAGUAUGAAAAUUAUCGUUCUCAACGGAAUGCUCUUUACGUGACAAUGAUUAGAAUAUAUUCAAUGGCUGUGAUUGUGAUAGCAACUUUAUUAAUAUACUGGUUAUCAUACAGUACUUUUGACUGUUGGCAAACAGAAUUAGCUCAAGAAAUUUAUCGUCUUAUCAUUUUUGACUUUCUUAUAUUUACAAUUGGAAGUUUCCUUGUUGAAGCAGUUCACUAUUACAUUCAUUCAUCAGUUCAAAAGAACAUCAGUGCUCCAAGUUUUGACAUUGCUUUAAAUACUUUGAAUCUUAUUUAUAAUCAAAUUUUAUUUUGGGUAGUGUUUUAUUUUAGUCCACCACUAUCUCUGAUAAUAGUUGUUAAAUUAUUUUUAACAUUUCAUAUUAAAAAAUAUGGAUUAAUGAGAUAUUGUGAACCACCAUCAAUACCUUGGAGAGCAGCUCAAACACAGACAUUAUUUUUGGCUUUAUCUUUUCUUGGUAUGACUGGGACAUUAACAGUAUUAGGAUAUAUUUUUACAAGUGUACAGAGUAACGAAUGUGGUCCGUUUAAAAAUUAUACUUAUACUUGGGAAGCAAUUGUAGAAUAUGUAUUUAAUAUUAAACGAGAUAGUGAACUCUGGAAAAUUAUUACAAAGAUAGCCAGGCCAGGAGUAGGAGCUGCAAUAAUAGUUGCACUGAGUAUGAUUGUAUAUUAUCUACGUGCCAAAGCUGAAGCCAGUAAAAAAAUGGUUCGCAUUCUACGUGAGAUGUUGGUUCUCCAAACUCGUGAUAAAGAUUUUUUGAUGCAUGAAUUUUCUAAAGUAGCAGAUGAAAAUUGGUUACAACGACGAACUGCUUUUAAUGAAAGUCGUAUUUCUGGCUAUGAUAUAGAACUAUCAUAAGUUCGAAUUAUUUACGAUUGUUACCAUGGAAUCGGCUAUAAACAUUCUUGUUUAUUUGGCUACAAUGUAUGUGUCAUAACCAUAAAUUAAAGACACAAAGUACAUAAUCAUCCAUCUUAUUGUAUAGAUUUUUAAUAUUGUUA
Molecule: messenger RNA, 2563 nt
Organism: Chelonus insularis
Lineage: Eukaryota; Metazoa; Arthropoda; Insecta; Hymenoptera; Braconidae
Product: transmembrane channel-like protein 5
Exons: 9
Coding region: 243-2420 (725 amino acids)
Cellular component (GO): plasma membrane
Molecular function (GO): mechanosensitive monoatomic ion channel activity
Source: RefSeq, a predicted model, not a curated record